Molecule: messenger RNA, 1486 nt
Organism: Mugil cephalus (flathead mullet)
Lineage: Eukaryota; Metazoa; Chordata; Actinopteri; Mugiliformes; Mugilidae
Gene: gpn1
Product: GPN-loop GTPase 1
Exons: 12
Coding region: 21-1244 (407 amino acids)
Molecular function (GO): GTPase activity
Source: RefSeq, a predicted model, not a curated record
UUGCCAAGACAUCCAACAACAUGGAUGUCCCAUCGCAGUGUCCCGGUACCGAGGCGGGUUUCACGGAGAACCGGGGGGGUUCAGCUGCGGGGGGGAGCGGCGGGGCUCCGGGGGCCGCUGCCCGGGACAAACCCGUGUGUCUGAUCGUCCUGGGGAUGGCGGGCUCCGGGAAAACCAGCCUGGUUCAGAGACUCACAGCCCAUCUUCACUCCCUGAAGUCUCCUCCCUACGUGAUCAACCUGGACCCCGCGGUCCACGAGGUCCCCUUCCCUGCAAACAUCGACAUCCGGGACACCGUCAACUACAAGGAGGUGAUGAAGCAGUACGGCCUCGGACCCAACGGCGGCAUCGUGACGUCACUCAACCUGUUCGCAACUCGCUUUGAUCAGGUGAUGCAGUUCAUCGAGAAGAAGCAGCAGAAUCACAGGUAUGUGCUGAUGGACACUCCGGGGCAGAUUGAGGUCUUCACCUGGUCGGCGUCUGGAACCAUCAUCACAGAGGCUCUGGCGUCGUCCUUCCCCUGCGUGGUUGUGUACGUGAUGGACACGUCCCGCAGCGUCAACCCCGUCACCUUCAUGUCCAACAUGUUGUACGCCUGCAGUAUCCUCUAUAAGACCAAGCUUCCUUUCAUCGUGGUCAUGAACAAGGACUCAGGUUCCUGGACGGGAACCGGAACAUCGUACAGCUUCGCGUUUGGAGCGGAUGCAAUGACUGGGUCCAGGACGGUUACACCAGCCCAGGAGACACACGUCACACAUUAUCACACAAUGAGCCUCCUGGACAUCUACACCAGCCUCAGGGUUGUGGGCGUGUCCGCAGUGACAGGAAGUGGCCUGGACGAGCUGUUCGUUCAGGUGGAGGACGCAGCCAAGGAGUACGAGACAGACUAUCGGCCUGAAUAUGAGCGACUCCGUCAGCAGCUGGUCGACUCUCAGGCUAAGAAGCAGCAGCAGCAGCUGGAGCGUCUGAGGAAGGACCUCGGGGCCGUGGACAUGUCCAACUCUCCGUCCUCAGGGGACGCUGAUGUCCCCGGACCCAGUGACCUCAUCAUGAUGCGAGGUAACCAUGACGACGAAGAAGAGGAGGAAGAGGAGAGCGACACGGACGACAUCGACCACAGCGCGACAGAGGAGAGCAAAGAGACCGACGCCUUCGGUAACUUCCUGAAGGAAAGGAGGGAAGUAGUUCAGGUCCGAAACAGGAAGUGUGUUUUCCCAGAAGAGGCCCUGACCCCUGACCCCUGACCCCUGACAUCAUGACAUCAUGACCCGGCCAUGAAGAAGCUCGUGACCCAGGCUAUUAACUGGAGCACCGUCUGCGCCUGAUGAGGACAGGUCAGGUGACCUCGCUCAGAGCAGCUGAUUGGUUGGUCGUUCCCUAAAAAGAAAAAAGAUAUAUUUUUAUAUCAGAAAAGACUUUUUCAUUGCUGUCGACUUUUAUUUGUGAAAUGAUUUGUGCUGCAAAAUAAAAGCGAACUUUAUGUUUC